AUGAUGUCACAAAUGGAUACUUUACAUCCUGUUACUAAAUUUUCUCGUAAAAAUGAGAAUCUAUUAAAUAUUGUACAAGAAUUAUACCAAAAAUGUCGACGACAUGAUCAAAUUUUAUGUUUUGUUAGUUCUGUCAAAGAUGUCAAUGAAUGUUGUUCAUUAUUGAAAACAAUAACUAGUGGUGUUAUUAUUGCUUAUCCUCUUAUUCAAUCACAAGAAGCUGCUACACAAAAAGAAUAUAUUGAAAAUGGAAGUGUAUUUUUUUCGACAACAGCUGCCGAAACUUGA
This is a messenger RNA of Rotaria sp. Silwood1, 288 nucleotides long. Lineage: Eukaryota; Metazoa; Rotifera; Eurotatoria; Philodinida; Philodinidae. The record is from the annotation of a GenBank genome assembly.